Molecule: messenger RNA, 1208 nt
Organism: Dichomitus squalens LYAD-421 SS1
Lineage: Eukaryota; Fungi; Basidiomycota; Agaricomycetes; Polyporales; Polyporaceae
Product: epimerase-domain-containing protein
Exons: 8
Coding region: 98-1084 (328 amino acids)
Biological process (GO): nucleotide-sugar biosynthetic process
Molecular function (GO): GDP-L-fucose synthase activity
Source: RefSeq, a predicted model, not a curated record
UCCACUCUUCCUCCCCGCCCGAAUCUCGCUGCUCUUCCCUCUCUCCCUCAUCGAUAACUCUCCGCACCCUCUGGCCGCCAAACGUACUCCCUCUGCGAUGUCUGUACGAGUUCUUGUUACUGGUGGCACCGGUCUUGUCGGGCAGGGCAUUGAGUACGUCAUUGAGAACGAGCCCGCGAAUUCGCACUUCGGAAAGCGCGAUGGCGAGGAGUGGUUCUUCAUUGGUUCUUCGGAGGCGGACCUGAGGAAUCAGGACCAGACGAGGAAGCUCUUCGAGAAGUACAAGCCGACCCAUGUCAUCCAUCUGGCCGCGCUUGUCGGAGGUUUGUUUGCGAACAUGGCCAGGAAGCUCGACUUCCUGCGUGACAACAUCCUCAUCAACGACAACGUGCUGCACACCGCGCACGAGUUCAAAGUGAAGAAGGUCAUCUCCUGCCUCUCGACGUGCGUGUACCCCGACAAGGUCGAGUACCCGCUCGACGAGACCAAGAUCCACCUCGGCCUCCCGCACGAGUCCAACUUCGGCUACGCGCACGCGAAGCGUCUCGUCGACAUUCAAAACCGCGCGUACAAGGACCAGUUUGGGGACAACUUCACGUCCGCGAUCCCGACGAACGUGUUCGGCCCGCAUGACAACUUCGACAUGGAGAGCGCGCACGUCCUCCCCGCGCUCAUCCACAGGUGUUAUCUGUCGAAGAAGAACAACACCCCCUUCGUCGUCUGGGGCUCCGGCAAGCCCCUCCGGCAGUUCAUCUACUCGCGCGACCUCGCGAAGCUCUUCGUCUGGAUGCUCCGCAACUACGACUCGGUCGAGCCGCUCAUCCUCUCCGUCGGCGAGGACGAGGAAGUGUCGAUCAAGCAGGCCGCGGACGCCGUCGUGAAAGCGGUCGGCUUCACGGGCGAGUACCGCUUCGACACGACGAAGGCGGACGGCCAGUUCCGCAAACCGGCGUCGAACAAGAAGCUGCUCGAGCUCGUGAAGGAUACGGGCUUUGCAUUCACGCCGUUUGACAAGGCGCUGGACGAGACCGUGCAGUGGUUCCUGCAGAACUAUAACAACGCGCGGAUAGGGAAGCCGCAGUAGGCUCCGGGUGCGUGUAGUAGAAGUCUGUAGACUGCAGUCCAGUGUAGAGCUUGUAUCACUCCUGUGCUGGAAUCGACCACCCUAUGGGCUGAGUGCUCCGCUCGUUGUCCGCAUAUCUGGGAAG